Molecule: messenger RNA, 954 nt
Organism: Diaporthe citri
Lineage: Eukaryota; Fungi; Ascomycota; Sordariomycetes; Diaporthales; Diaporthaceae
Exons: 2
Coding region: 1-954 (317 amino acids)
Source: RefSeq, a predicted model, not a curated record
AUGCCUGCAAGGGGCCCGUCAGGACCAUGGCAACGCCUCAAACCGGCCGAUCUGGAUCCCUUGGAGAGCAUGGGCUUACCGUCCAAGGGGGAGACCAGACUGCUCGAUCAUAAGAACCAGGAGCGCUACUACACAAAGAUUGUCGAGCGGUAUCUCAGCUUCUGCUCCGAUGCCACCGACCGUGAUGCGCUCCUGCAGAAGUUCGGCUCGCUUUCCAUUGGCAAGGAAAGGGGUGGAUCGUCUGGUACCGAUGCUUCAGUAGCUUCCGGCUCAACCGCCUCAACAGCUUCUACGGCAAUCACGGCAUCCACGGCAUCUGUGGCGCCCCCUUUCCCUGCUCCAACACUUUCGCAGACCGGCACCAAUGACCUGUCUGCCGUCUUAAUGGCUCUGCGGAAACUGCGUGAAGGAAUUGUAGCCUCCAAGCGCAUUGACGAUUUCGCAACACAGGCCUACUUGUUCAACGUGCGCACCGCCAUCCUGGUCAAGCAUUCCGAGAGCUAUCAUCCCGCAAUUCUGUACCUCCUGCGCACCAUCCACCCAAAGCACCCGCUCACCAGCUUCGAGCUCCGCGAGGUCACUGGAUACCUUGUGCUCGACGCUGCGUGCCGGCGAGGCGACUUGGCCGAAGCCUUUGCCUUGCGCAACCGCUUCAAGCUGCAUGACGCCAAGGUUGAUGCCAUCCUACACGCGUUGGCUCGCGACGACUUCAUUGCCUUUGGCAGGGUCAAGAGGACCGUCGACGGUCACCAGGCCAAAUUCCUCGAGUUCUGCGAGGACGGUCUGAGACGGCAUACGCUCAAAUGCUUCGGGCGGGCAUACCUGUCAGUUGACGUCCCCUACCUCGAAAAGGCCACUGGGGCGACAUUUCUGGAGCUCGUCGAAAGAGAUGGCGUUGGUUGGCAUUCGGACGGCUCCAAGGUCGUCAUUCGCAGUAUCAAGGGACGUUCCUGA